UCUACUUCUGUAUUUUCGCUGAAGGUAUUACAUUCCAUUACUUGGAAAAAAUACCUGUUUUGAACAUGGCCAGUCACAGUAUACAAGUGCGCUGCGGUAACAUAUCCGAUAAACAGCAAAGUGGGCGAGUAAUUCCUGGACCGUGUACGGCGAAAUGUGUGGUUACAAAUGAUACAUGGAAUUGUGUUAUGGUUGCAAUGUAUCUCGCAACAUUUAUGCUUAUAACUACUCUGGUGCGAUUGUUUAUAGCAAUCGCCACCACUGCUUUAAGCGAAGAUUUCAUCAUCCACGAUCUGCCGGAAACGUCCCAGAAGAAAGUAUAUAUCGCUUUGAUAAUCGCAAUGAUGUGCAUGGAGCCGCUCUAUUUCUUAUAUCCUAUAUGCGCUCAGAUCAAAAUAAUGCGGAUAUUUGUCCACUUGCGUAACUAUCGUCAAAGUUCUGCUGUACCUCCUAACAUCCAAAUUUUCACCAGAGCAACAGCUUACUGGUGGCAGACUUGUCGAUGUAUGUACUCCCUAGUCCGCAGGGCGAAAUUUGUGCCGAUUCUCAAUAUGAUUGUCAUUACUGUUUUCGUUUGUGCUGGAUUUAUGGCGGAGCUGCAGGACGGUCAAAGUUAUUUGAAUGCCCAUAAAAGGAUCUGCUUACCACUGAUGAUCGCAGAAGUGAUGAAUUUUGGCAUUGGCUUGUUCUGUCAACGGGAGGUAAAACGCCUGGAAUAUGCGAUACUGGAAAUGUGGUAUCAACAAAAGAAAAAGAAUUUUAUAGCAUGUACUGAUGACAAUUGGAAAAGCAUGGUGCAACUGCUUCGGUCAAACUUCCAUUCGCUCCCGAAAACCCAAAAGAUACGGUUAAACCCAGAGAUUUAGCGUACUUUCAGUAUCUGUGCAAAUGGUUUGUAGCUCUUUGUAGUACUUUUAUUUCUCGGAUUAAACCCACUUUCGGACGAUUGGAAUUUGGAAUAGCCGCGCUGUUUGUUCGUUUAUUGCAGUGUCAAUCCGAUAUAUA
Molecule: messenger RNA, 1005 nt
Organism: Paramacrobiotus metropolitanus
Lineage: Eukaryota; Metazoa; Tardigrada; Eutardigrada; Parachela; Macrobiotidae
Exons: 2
Coding region: 66-866 (266 amino acids)
Source: RefSeq, a predicted model, not a curated record